Molecule: messenger RNA, 2055 nt
Organism: Rodentolepis nana
Lineage: Eukaryota; Metazoa; Platyhelminthes; Cestoda; Cyclophyllidea; Hymenolepididae
Source: the annotation of a GenBank genome assembly
AUGAGUUCUCGUAAUCCAAAUGAUGGUUGGGAACUCAUGGAAUAUAUUAAUAUCAAUGGGGAGGGCUCUGGAGAAGAAUAUCUGAAUGAUAUUAAUAUUUUCUUUGAAGCCUGUGAAUUCCCUAACGACAGACAAGCUGCAAUUCUGAACCGUAAAAUUGAUGGAUAUUUGAGCUCUAGUAAACAAAUUGCCUUCGAAAAUACGGCUUAUCGUGGACUUGUAUUCCUUCUUAAAUACAAUUACCUACCUCAACGUCAUGGAAAUUUGACAAAGAAUAUUGUGAGGUUGCUUUUUUCCUUACCGGUUCAAUAUCAUCUACAAAUGGCAAGCAUAUUCUGCACUUUCCUGGUGUGUCAUGUUCGGAUUUUGGAUAAUACUAUAGCUAUUGUUUUCGAUUUCCUUUACCAAUGUCAUAACAGCAAUCCCCAGCAGGUACAAAAUAUUAUCUCGAGUUGUAUCAGCUUGUUGCUAGCUAAAACACACUCUCCGAGUGAUUUUUUUCAACUUUUUCAAUUCUUCCUCAAAUGUACCUCCAUGGUCUCUGGUUUUCGUGGAUCUCUGUGGAUCAGUUGUAUUUUAUUCGAAGCCAUUAGCAACGAAAUUAUUGACAAAUCGCUGAUAGAGCAACUAAUUGUCGAAACAAUCUCUUUUAUACGCUCUCAAAGUGAAUUUGCAUAUGAACGGCAUGUAGUUUUGGCAGUUCUAUUCAUUCUUGCAGUACGCUUUGACCUGAUCAGAACAAUUUCGCCAAAAACACUUUUCACGAUUUCCGGCUAUCUUGGAGAGAUUUUGAAUCUGAGAGUUGGACUACCAAUAUUUUUGCAGUUUUUCUAUGGUCAUUGUCUUUCCGUUCUUAUGGAACUUAUGAAAGGGGAAAUUAUGGUCCAUCCAUUUCUUUUGGCUUUACUGAAGAAACUUCCCGAAAUCCGGUAUGAGAAUGUUUUAACCUCAUUACGCUCGAUUGCCAUUACUUUAUCUGGACCAUUAAAUUCCGCCAUGAGUUUUCACUUAAUGCCUAUAUGGUUGGAGAUAUCGAAGCCAAUAUUCUCAAACCUUGUGAAAAAAAUGGGUACGUCCGAAUUGACCAAUGUGCCGAAAAUCCUUGCACCUUAUCGUGGUCUUAGAAACCCAUCGACUAUAUGCUACGGAAACUCUACUAUACAAAUGCUGUCGAAAAUUCCACUUUUCCGCCAACACUUCGAUAGGCAUUGUAAAAGUGGAGAAACGUGUGGAGAUUUGCAUAAGGAACUUAAAGAAGUAUUUGAUUCCCUUGACACUCCAUUGGACGAGAAAGAGGUGGACGCCUCCAACUUCAUUUGUAUAUCGCGACCAAAUCACUUUGAGGACGAUGCCCAAGAGGAUGCGCAAGAGUACCUUAGCCAUCUACUUGAUCAAUUGCAAGUGGAGUCCACUUCCAAGACUUCUCCUGCAUCUCCUUCGUACAUCGCAGAUACUUUCAUUGGGUGCCAAAGUCGUGUCUCCAAUUGUGCCACUUGCCGUUGGGAAAUUGACAAACGAGAAGAAACCUUCACAACUCUAAUGCUCCCUCUCGAGUACUACUCUUAUGUUACUAACCUACAGCAGAAUGAUAACGAGAACAAACCAAGUAUCCAGAGCAUGGUUGAUUCGCUCAGUAGAGAAUUGAUUGAAGACACGCCGAAAUGCGAGAAGUGUGGAGGCGAUGAUAACGGCGUCUAUUCAAGAAAUGUGGAUGUCACAUUUCGGAAGGCGCCUCCGUGUCUUCUACUAAAUGUGAAGAUCUUCUAUUUUGAUAUGGUGACUGGCAGCACGGUGAAGAAAAUGAGCAAAUUCGACAUAAACGAUACCGUCACACUGAAACUUGAAGAUGGAACUGUGCAACGCUAUCAAAUUUUUGGCUUUGUGUUGCAUGGUGGUGACCAUGCAUCCUCCGGGCACUACGUUUGGGCUUGCGAAAUGGCUGAUCGGUGGGCCGUAUUCAACGACGAGGAAGUCGAAUUCGUUGAUUUGGAGAAUAUUCUAUCCCCUUCAAACUUAAGUCCGUAUAUUCUAGUUUAUACUUUGCAAAAGAACUAA